GCAGUGCACCGGCAACAAAACAGCCGACCGGCAGUGCACCGGCAACAAAACAGCCGACCGGCAGUAAGCUGGCAGUGCACCGGCAACAAAACAGCCGUGCACCGGCCGCAAACCGGCGACAAACCGGUAGCAAACCUGUAGCAAACCGGUAGUAAACCGGCAGUAAACCGGCAGGGCAGCCGGCAGUACACCGGCAGCAAACGGGCAGUAAACGGGCCGGCUUGGAGUGAGUGACAAGGAUGGCGGUGCAUCAAGCCCAGGUAUCCCACGUUUCUUCUGCUGCGUGGGUACCCACGGCGUGUGAGCAACAACAUGGUUUUGCUGAAACGAGCGGUGCGAGUGCGGGCUCAGCCCUCUCUGCAAGAGAUGGACAACGCUAUUGUUGCAGGAUGUGGUCACAUGUCUACCGUUCCUUCUCUAGGUCCAAGCCUCUUGCAGCGUGUUCCUGGUCUGCGAGGAGAUCGCCGGUCUCUUGCUCCUCCUUGUCAGCGUCGUCUCGACUAGUCCAUACCUCGUCGACGAAUCCUCGGCACCUUUAUUGCAAAUGCCGCGGCUUGAAAUUGGACUGCCUGGUGAAAUUGAUGUCGGAGGCUUCGUCAUGCUCAUGGAAAACUCGUCGAUCGGUCGGACAACUGCAGAGGUACCCUCGUACUGUUUCCGCUGCGGCUGCCGCUUCAGACGAUGAAGCUCCUUCUGAUCAUUCAGGAAAUGCACCCACCAGAGGUGCGGACGUGGACAACGAUGAUUUGUCGAGUCAAAAAUUUAUAAUCAUCGAGGGAAGAGAUACCGUGGAGGAUUUCGCAAAACUGCAGUUGCAAGAAAUUGCCGAGAACAUCACAAGGAGACGGAACAAGAUCUUUCUACUGAUGGAAGAGGUGCGGAGGCUGCGAAUUCAGCAGCGACUGAGGAAGGCGGAAAACAGGAUCAACGGCCAUUCCGACUCUGAGGAGGAGGAUGACAUGCAAGAAUACCCGUCGUCAAUUCCUCUUCUCCCUCCGUUGACAAUGAACGACCUCAAGUUGUACUACUUGACUUAUUUCUCUCUUGUUGCACUUGUCAUAGUUUUCGGCGGAAUCUUCGCUCCGAUGCUGGAGCUGAAGUUGGGCCUUGGAGGGACUUCGUAUGCGGAGUUCAUCCACUCCAUGCACUUGCCUGACCAGCUGAGCCAAGUGGACCCCAUCGUCGCUUCUUUCUCGGGAGGUGCAUUGGGAGUGAUCAGCGCUUUGAUGGUGGUUGAGGUAAACAACGUCAAAGUCCAAGAGAAGAAGAAAUGCAAGUACUGCUCCGGAACAGGGUAUUUGACAUGUGGCCGCUGUUCGGGCUCUGGCACGGUGCUGGAAGCAGAGGCGACAAGCGUAUUAGCCAGUGGAGGGGACACAAAAAGGACCACCACCAGUGUAAUCAACCCAAGUGUUCAAGCCCGUUGUUCAUAUUGCAGUGGAGUUGGAAAGGUGAUGUGUACAAGCUGCCUGUGUACCGGGCGAGCGAUGGCGACGGAACACGAUUUGCGUAUCGAUCCCUUCGUCUGAUCAGAUAUAAUUUCUGAAGGAGUCAGAAAAGCCGAGCAGCG
Messenger RNA from Chara braunii, 1570 nucleotides. NCBI's taxonomy places the organism in Eukaryota, Viridiplantae, Streptophyta, Charophyceae, Charales, Characeae. The record is from the annotation of a GenBank genome assembly.